GGUGAUAGUCUGUGACAUGGUUGGUUGGCCUUUCCAAGCCUUGGGGAUGCUAGAAUUGGCACAGAGCCCCGGGACUUCAAGGCAUCUGAAGAAGGUCUGUAGCUGGGGAAGGAGAACUUGCUUGGGGUGCCCGAGUUUUGUUUUCUUCCAUGGGAUGUGCCUCUCAGGUGGAUGUUUGCUCGAGUGUUGUCCUCAAAAAAGCUAUCUACAUCUCUGUCUUUCCCCUUUGUUCGUCACAAACCUGUGAUGGUUUUCUUCUUUCUUUUUUGGCAGAGGAGUGGCUGAAGUAAACAACUCUGUUUUGGGUGUUGAGUAGACUGUCCUUCAAGAAUCAGUGAAGUCAGGUUCCUGUAAACAACUCCCAACUUGUGGCUCUGCUUGGGUGAAGUAGAGCCUUACAGGUAGAAUGAGAGGGGACCUCUGAGGUGAUGGGGUCAGUGCCUUGACCUCUUGGACCCACCUCAGCUGUACCUAGCCUGGGAUGUCUCUGGGGGUGAGAGGCUCUCCAGGUUCUGAGAACAGUGCAGUACUUGGAAUCUAGUUGUUAGAAAGCUUUUCUGUGUGUUUAGUAGAAAUGAUCUCCAUCUGAUGUGUUCUGCCCCAGUUUUUAUCGGUCCAUGAAUAUUGUAUAUGUGGCAGCCUUUCAAGUAUUUGAAGAAAAUCCCUCUGUAUGUAUUCCUUUCGAGAGUUUUAGUUUUCAAGAUGAGAAAUCUGUGUUUCUUUCAUUAUUCUGCCAACAGGAGGUGUGGUUUUAGGUCUGUUUUCUGCUGGUCUCAGCCUAUUAAUAACCAACGCGGUCGGACUGGCCCUUGUGGUUAUUAUGAUUGUAAGACACCUUUCAGUAAUAACCAUCAGGAAACUUUGAAAAAAACAAAGGUUUAUUACUUACAGAGCCUGGAAAUUUUAUAGCAUACCUGGGGCCACACAGUGAAGUGGGAGGCUGUGAAGAGAGAGAUUGAGGGAGCACAGGCCUGGGUUCUGCUUUUAUUGGAGUCGAGGGUGAGGGCCUAGGGGUUUCUGAGGCUUGAUCUUUAUUGGGGAGUUUACAACCAAACUUAAAGCUUGGGAAGAGAAAAGAUAAGUGGCCCAAAAGGUCUCUUAUCAAAAUCAACUAAGAGCUGAUCUCAAAUAGAGGAUACUCUGGGGGGAGGUGUCCUGGUUCUACCUCAUUGAGUGGCAGGAGGCAAAAUGUUUAUUCCUCACCAAUCUAAACUUAGGCACUGGCAUUACAGACAAGAAAAACCUCACGGCUUACACUGCAGGGUCCUUUUCCUUCGCUCAUUUUGCGUAUGACAUUACCGUGUCCAUAUUUCCCUUAAGAAGGGAUAUUCAGGUUGGAACACGACUCUCCAUGUGUAGUCUGACAAACCCAGUGUGGACUGGAAUCCUGAGCCCCCAUUGUCACAGCUGUGCAGCUGUGUGGACCCGGCUGUAGCCUCCUUGGUUGUCAGUCACGAGACCUUCCCAUGCCUGCUGCUGCUUGAACCAUCUUCCUCACUGUCCACAGGCAGUUGAUUUUGGAAGGAGCACUGUGAGAGUAAGGUUGUCCUGUUGGCCAUUUACCCCAGAGUAGUGGAUUACGUUGAGAAUUGCAAGUCACGUGGGUGGUCGGUAAUAAGCAGUGAUUGUAUCCAGUGUGAGGGAGGCAGGUUAGCAAUAUCGAACCCUAUAUAGAUGGUCCCAUGCAUCCCACCGGUGACAACAGGUAGGGUUGCCCCAUAGUUUUUAGUCUGUCAUCUGGGGCAAAGAUCACCAAUGUGUUUUGUGUUAAAGAAUGUUUCUCCCUUGGGAAUUUUUAAAAGCUGCUUUUGGUGUGGGGUAACGAACGUAGGCCUUUGGCUAGACAGCCCUGAGUUUGAAUUCUGGCCUUCUUCUCACACACUGGUGUGUGAUCAUGAGCAAAGUAGCUGCUCAAUUUGCCUCGUCAUGUCGUGAAACUAAAAGGAGCUCCAGUGGCUGGCAGGUGGUACCUGUAAAAAGUUGUAGCUCUUUUUAGUAAAAGGCUAGCUUUUGCAUACUUUCAAAGUGAGGAGAAGUUGAAAAUAAAUGAUAGGUUACUUAGUGGAAAAUAAAAUAUACCCAAUAUAUAGUUUUUGCUUUCUGGAGAUAGAAUGAUGAUACUGAGGUAGAAUGAUAGAACAUUGUAUGCAGGGUUAGAGCCUCCGUGGAGUAUAUGUGGUUUCCAGGCCUUUUCCUAAAUAGACCUUUAAGCAGCAAAUGCAACUCCACUUUUAAGCAGUGACCUAAAUUUUCAGAUGACUGCCCCAGACUAGAGGUGUAGACUGUCACCUCAGCACUAAGUGGCUUAUCCAAGAUUAAGCAUGACCUCAUUAGCACUCCCCCUGCAGCUAACUUUGCUGGCCGUGGACCCUAACCCUAACAGUGGCUCUGAAACGAGUUGAAAUGGGGUGAAAGUCUAGUAAUUGGACCACCCCAGUGCUUUGGAAAGUAUGACCUUCAGCUCUAAAAUCUUGAUGAAGAUGAACGAUCCCAACCAUAAAUGGAAGAGCGUUUGUGCUAAGCCCCAUGUUUUACAUAUUUUGUGUGUUUGUUGUGAGAAGCGGACGAUUCAUCGUGCAGUCACUUGUUUUUAUUCCUGGAAAACCUCUCCCGGUGCGGUCGCCAGCAGCGUGUGUGUGUAUGGGGUCUCUACUGCUGAUGGUUCUCGUUCUGCUGUUAGAAAUGCAGACGACUGGGAGGGGGGAGGUGAGGAUAAACCUUGUGAUCAUAAAUUAUGAUACAGGAAGUUGUCCUGAUUCGGAGAAUGUGUCAGUCUUCACGAAGCCUGGUGGUUUCUGUUUUUCCCAACAGUUUUAUGUCAGACGUUUUGUAAAACGUUACCAUUUUAUGUGACGUAAAGUCAUUCUUUUCAAAAUAGUUAUGUGGAGUAAGUAUAAAAUUGGAGAAGAUAUUUUUUGUGGUUUAGGAAAAGUAAGACCUCCUCAGCUGGGAGAAUGUUAUCCCUGAAUUAGAUGGAGGAACAUUGUAUGUUAGCAGUUGGCUCACAGGGGGUCACGCUUUUGUCUUCUUGAAGGCAGCUGGGAAGAAAGUAAGCAGUGGACCUUCUGUUGGUCAGAGGUGGAGAGGUUGCCGAGCAUACACUGCCAGAGGGGUGUAGGACGUCUAGUAGCAGCUGUAGCCUGGAAACAGAUUUUGUACUUGUUACGAUAAAACGUCACCAUUCAUCCAGUUGGGUGAGAGAGUUUUGUUAGUGGUGUUUUUGCCUAAAAUUUGUACAUCCAGAUAUCCAAAAGAACAGACUGAAUGGAUCGCUUGCCUUGAUGUUUAUGUGUAUGUGGGGGUGUAGAGUUGUCAGAUAAAAAUAGGACACCAGUUAAAUUUUAAUUUCAAAUAAGAAUGAGUAACUGUAGUAUUUGUUGUUUACCUUAAUUUCAUUCUUUUUUGCUUUUAAAGAAUGAUUUACCAAAAGUGAUCUACAACACUUGAAAUAUUCAAAGAGAAGCUGAUAUUAGCAUGAUUUUUUUUUUUUUAGACCUAUCUGUGUUCUUUUUGUGUUUAUAUUCAGUGACUUUGUCUUGUGUCCCUGUUAGGGCAGAUCUAUAUUCAAGAUAAUUUCAGUCCUAAAUAGCUGACUUUGUAGAUUGACAAUUUGUACUGAAGUAUCGAAUUCAUACUUAAAUGAUGUUUUUCAGUUGUCAAAUAUGUUUUAGGUACCUCAGGGUCAUUUGGAUUCAUUCGAUAUUACGAACUACAAACUUACUUCUGGAUGGAUACAAUGGAAUUUCAUACAUAACUUUUGGUUUGUUUUUAACCUUCUGAAUUUGGCAUCCUUGGGGUGGGGUGGUGGGUGGGUACCGACAAAAUACAUUCCACGUGUAUUAUUUUAGAAUUCGAAAUUGGCUGUUAUUAGAAACUCUGUUGGGCUUUUACCUGUUCCGUAAACAGCUCUUUGGAAACUUUUUCCAUUGCAGUAUCGCCUGAGUGUGGUCUUGACGAUGGGAGGUGCUGUGAGUGCUGGUGAGGACAACGAUGAACUGAUAGACAAUUUGAAAGAAGCACAGUACAUCCGGACUGAGCUGGUGGAGCAGGCUUUCCGAGCUGUCGACCGCGCAGACUAUUAUCUGGAAGAAUUUAAAGAAAAUGCGUAUAAAGACCUGGCGUGGAAGCAUGGAAACAUCCACCUCUCAGCCCCGUGCAUCUACUCAGAAGUCAUGGAAGCUCUGGACCUGCAGCCAGGCCUCUCCUUCUUGAACCUGGGCAGCGGCACUGGCUACCUCAGCUCCAUGGUGGGGCUCAUUCUAGGUCCUUUUGGUGUGAACCACGGGGUUGAACUCCAUUCAGAUGUAAUAGAAUAUGCAAAGCAGAAGCUGGACUUCUUCAUUCGAACCAGUGACAGCUUUGACAAAUUUGACUUCUGUGAACCUUCCUUUGUUAUUGGCAAUUGCCUGGAGAUUUCUCCAGAUUGUUCUCAGUACGAUCGUGUGUACUGUGGGGCUGGUGUGCAGAAAGAGCAUGAAGAAUACAUGAAGAGUCUUCUCAAAGUAGGGGGCAUCCUUGUCAUGCCGCUGGAGGAGAAGUUGACUAAGAUAACACGAACUGGUCCUUCUGCUUGGGAAACCAAAAAGAUUCUGGCUGUUUCUUUUGCUCCUCUGAUCCAGCCCUGUCAUUCAGAGACAGGAAAAUCAAGACUUGUCCAGUUACCGCCGCUGGCCGUGCGAAGCCUCCAGGACCUGGCUCGCAUCGCCAUCCGGGGCACCAUUAAAAAGGUCAUUCGUCAGGAAACGGUGAGCAGCAGCGGAAACGGACUAAAGAGCACUCCGGGGGUGAAACGAAGGAGAGUGCGCCGCCGUCGAAUGGAAACGAUCGUCUUUUUGGACAAAGAGGUUUUUGCCAGUCGGAUUUCCAGCCCCUCUGACGACAACAGCUGCGAGGACUUGGAAGAGGAGUCGCGGGAGGAGGACAGAGCCCCCCCGCCCGAAGCCAAGCCAGCCCCACCGGUGAACUUCCUACGGGAGAAGGUCCUGAGCCUCCCUCUGCCAGACCCCCUGAAAUACUACUUGCUCUAUUACAGGGAGAAGUGAGUCUGUGGGAACAGGGCACCGAGGCAGAGCUGAUGCUGUGCCUGCUGUCCCCGAGGGGUCGCCCGGGCACGUGCCCUGGUGAAGGAAAGUGCUCUCCUCUCGACCUUCCUGUCUUUAGUUCGUUCUUGGUUUUCCUGUAGAAUCUCCAUUCAGUGGUGUCAUUUCAGUAAACAUAAUCUGAUAAACAUAAAGUGCAUAGGAGAAGGUUUUCUCAGAAGGGAGAGCAUCUCUUGAGAAGGGUGUUUGCUUUUUGUUCUGAUGAAACUCUGACGUCUGCCUGCAGAGACCGCUUUGGUGACCGUCUCCCACUCAAGAUAACCUACGAAGAGUGAAGUUGAAAGGAACCUGUGUUGCUUAGAAAAAGUGAAAGUGCAAGUUUGCAAGUGUGUAAAAUCUUUUCUGGGUGUGACACACCUGUGUCCAAGUUAGCACUUUAUGGUGUCAGCCUCGUAAUUACUGGCGCUGAGCUCCCCUAACCCUUUUAGUUCUCUGGAUGGGGGGAGCGUUAUUGAAAAGCUCUCCCUUAUUUUAAAUAAAUGUAAUUAGAUUGUAUGUGGGUUGUCCACUGUAAUUGUAAAAGAGAGAAAUUUGUGAUGGGGGAGGAGGAAUAAAAGUAUCAAACUGCCAGAUGUCUUUCUGGGAUUCCAAAAUAAUUCAAGGAAUAUCUUCCUGACGCCUUUUCUUACCUUUAGAAGAACCAGUGUCAGAUAAUCCCUUAAAGAAAAUACUCAAGAAUGAAGCGAGCAUUGUGCGCAGUGACCUGCCUUACUUUUACUCCAACGGUGGGGAUGACUGUUGACGCAACCUUGAGUGUGUUAAUGGGUGCCUAGGGCAUGGAUGUGCUCGGUCCUCAAAACAGGUGGGAAGUAUUAAGACUGCAGGAAAUACAUUGGAGACAAUGUCACAACAACCUGUGCUGUUUUUUCUUUUUUCCUUCAGUUGGCUACUUUUCUGUAAUCACAUUAAAGUAAUGAUUAAUAGAUUUUAUCUUUUAUAAUUCCGGAGAAGAAGAUGUGUUAGUUUUCUAAUUUUUCUUAAUAACAAAUGUAUGUAUUUUAGUAGCUCCAUUGCAUUAGAAUAACAACAGUCUAACCCCCAGGGACUUGUGGAUUCUACCUUCUCUAGGCCCUUUGUGUUGACAGGUUUCUGUGUUUACCAAGUUCCAAAACAUUGGUUCUUUUCAAACUUGCUUUUUGUGCCCAAAGAAGAAAACAGUGGUAUCAAAUGUUAACGGUAGACCCAAACUCAGAGUGCUGCUGUGGGAUCAGUCAUCCAGAUUUUAUGACUGAUUUUAUCCGGUGUUGCUGAGCUUGAGUGUGUCUUUGUGGUUUCACCAGCUGAACCGAGUUCUGCUUAUUUAUUUAUUUAUUUAUUUAUUUAUUUAUUUAUUUAUUUAUUCUUAAACUUCUCUUGUUUUUUAAGUAAUUUAAUCAUUUUCUACAGGAUACUAUGUGCAUGCAGAGCUGGGAAAAUAUGUCUGUUGCCCUAGAUCUGGAAAUGUAAUUUUUUAUAAAGACAGUUACUUCACAGUUGUUCUCAACCUGGCUUCUAACGGAAGGCUGGGCGUCACUGUCUCAGAAGCGCCCAGGUUACGUUUACGUGAGGACUUGAGAUCACUUAGUGGUGCGCACCUCUGUGCCGACGUCACGCUGACCGGAGUGUACUGAUCUCUGCGAUCCACGGACAUUCGGAGCAUAAGGUCAAAUACAUAUUUGUGAAAUCUGUCACACUGGGUGGCUUGACUAAGUUCUUUUCCUAUAAUUGUACAUGGGUUUUAUUUAUUUUUUAAAUCACAUUUGCCUUCACGCUAGACUGUAAAGCCUCUUCACCGUGCAUAAGACAUGUUUUUCCCUACAUAGGUUAGACCUUUGCUAACAUUUGUGUUCGUAUUUACAUGUUGUCUGUUUGCGAUACUUAACCAGAAUUUGGUUAAAAAAAUAUAUAUAGAUGUAAUAUAUGUGAAAUAGUUUGGUGUUUAUCUUAUACACGUAAAGAAGAAUUGUAAAUGGGUUUUCCCGGGCCGCAGUGCCCCUCCCCAGAGUCCAGGAUGAUGCACUGCUGUCUGUUCCCCGACAGAUGGAUUAUGUAUAGUCUGUGUGGCCUGUAACCUCUGUAUUGUAAACCACUUUCUAGACAGCUGUGGACUUUUAUGUUCUGAGGAGUAUGUAUUUCUGUGUGUGAUUUGUGUCUUGAAAGUAGUAAAGCCACAGACACGUACACAGCAAAUGUCAAAUUUAUAAAUAUCAAGGAUGCAGUGUAAAAAUCAACUGUGUAUGUAAGAAUGCUUUUGCCAGUCUGGACCUUUCAGGGAAUUAAUGCCAGAAGUUUGAAACCAAGAUUUUAAUGAGCAGAUACACAUUGGGUAAAUACAAAGGCUGUCGAUAAACCUCGUUCAGGCACUUCAGCCUUCUUGGCAUGGCUUGUGUUUCCUGUGUGGGAUUGAAAUCCUUGACUACAUGUUUUCCAAAAAUCUUUAAAAAUAAACCUUUUCUUUAUCAGAA
Lynx canadensis (Canada lynx) is the source of this 7543-nucleotide messenger RNA. It is a transcript of the gene PCMTD2, whose product is annotated as protein-L-isoaspartate (D-aspartate) O-methyltransferase domain containing 2. Gene Ontology annotation, cellular component: cytoplasm. The coding region runs from base 3957 to 5042 and encodes 361 amino acids. Gene Ontology annotation, molecular function: protein-L-isoaspartate (D-aspartate) O-methyltransferase activity. Gene Ontology annotation, biological process: protein modification process. NCBI's taxonomy places the organism in Eukaryota, Metazoa, Chordata, Mammalia, Carnivora, Felidae. The transcript has 6 exons. The record is from RefSeq and is a predicted model, not a curated record.